Molecule: messenger RNA, 3669 nt
Organism: Cladophialophora psammophila CBS 110553
Lineage: Eukaryota; Fungi; Ascomycota; Eurotiomycetes; Chaetothyriales; Herpotrichiellaceae
Exons: 2
Coding region: 1-3669 (1222 amino acids)
Biological process (GO): glycerophospholipid catabolic process
Molecular function (GO): glycerophosphocholine phosphodiesterase activity; protein binding
Source: RefSeq, a predicted model, not a curated record
AUGAAGUUUGGUCGAAAUCUGCCUCGAAACCAAGUCCCGGAAUGGGCAUCCUCCUACAUCAACUACAAGGUGCUCAAGAAGCUCAUCAAGGCCGCUGCCUCAGGAGCAGAGAAGCAAGACGGAGAAAGUCCUGAUCUGGCUGGAUUCUUCUACACCUUGGAUCGCAACCUCGAGGACGUAGACCACUUUUACAACAAGAAAUUCCAAGAUUUUUCACGGCGUCUGAAACUACUCGAAGACAGGUACGGAACCUCUCCGCAAGCUGCGACGCAGCUCGAUGCCGACGAAGGCGAAGACCUCCUCGCGGCGCUCUUGGAACUGCGUGGCGAUCUGAGAAAGUUACAGUGGUACGGAGAAGUCAACAGAAGGGGCUUUAUCAAGAUCACAAAGAAGUUGGACAAAAGGAUCCCCACGGCCCAUGCGCAGAAGAAAUACCUGGAACUGAAGGUGGACCCGUCGCCGUUUGCGACGAAUACCCAGCUCUUUACCUCGUUGAACAAAAUCAACGAUUGGAUCUCUGUGCUGGGAGAGGUUGCGGCCGCUGCUAGAAACACCGCUGACGAUGUUGCUUCCAUCUCCUCGGGGUCGUUGAAACGUACAACCUCCCGGCCUUCUUUGAACAUUUCUGUCGAGCAGUUGGCCAAAGUCGAAGCCAAGAUUCGUCAAGAUGAUGCAAAGAGCCUCGAAGAGUGGAUCAUGAGCAUAUCAAAACACGGGACUGAAAACUCGGAGGCCGCCGUGCAAUUACUGUUGAACAAUCUCCUCCAGAGGGCAAUUUCUUCUCGGAGUCGGGCCUGUACAGCGUGCCUGCUGCGUCACCUUGUCUUUCUGGACGCCCACGACGACAUCAAUCAUCGCAAUUGCAUCCAUCGGCUGAUAGUUUCGAUCGGUCGCAAACAGUCGCAUGCCAGCCAGGAACCUGCCACCGAACCCCUGGCCGAUGCUGAGGCAGAUCUCCACAACUUUAUCACCCCUGCUGCGCAUCCCUCCCCCGCCCUGAAGCGUUCGAUCUUGCAAGAAGACCAGCGGGUGCAAAAUUUUACGCGUAAGGACGAGGCUAUUCUAUUCCUGCAAUUCCUGCUUGAGAACCUGAAGCCUUCACAACAACCUGCUUUGUUGGCGAGAGAUAGUGCGGGGAGAACACCUCUGCAUUUUGCGGCAGAAUACGGCAUUAGGGUCAUGUGCGAGAUCAUCAUUGAGCAUCUCAGAGCGUGGAAAUUGUUCGAUGUCGCAGAGGGCAUUGACGGGGCAAAGUGGCAGGACGAUGAAGGAUGGGCACCUUUACAUCUCAGCGCCAUCGGCGGUCACCCUCUGACUACCAAGGCUUUACUUGACGCCGAGAAGAGUAUGGGCUUCAUUCCCAAGCGGAGAUCAGCCAAAUUGUCCAUCGUCUUGGCUUUGGCCACAAAAGCGAAUUUUAUUGAAAUCGUUCGGCUUCUAAUACAAGCAGGGGUUGAUAUCAAUCACCAAGACGAGCUGGGUGAUACGGCGCUCCAUGUGGCUGCUAGGUUCGGCCAUGUGGAGUGUGCCAGACUACUUCUCGCCGGCACAGAUGAGCAGAAGGCAAAUAUCGAGUUAUUUGAAAAGGCUUACGGAUGGACACCAUUGUUCAUCGCUUGUGUUGACGGUCAUCUUCCAAUUGUGGAGUUGCUAAUCGACCACGGAGCUGAUCUCGAACGCCUGGAUUCGUCAGGCUGGAAUGCAAAGGAGCACGCAGCUUUGAGAGGUCACAUCGAUAUUGCACAGAGACUCGACAGUGUAAUGCCUGAACUGGAUGCCGAGCCGGAUGCUUCAGUGGCCUCGACCUCUCCCCCGUUGUCGUCAGCCCUUACCGAGCGAAACUCCAAUGCCCUGGGAUCAAAUGGGCCAACAAUCAAAACCACCGAAGCUGUUAAGACCUUUGGUCAUCGAUAUUUGACAGACAAGAGCAUGAUCUUGGUCAGUCUCGGCACUAUGGAUACUCGUAAAAGUAUUCGUGCGGUUAAUCUUGAUCGGAUACCACUUUCGAGUGCUCACUCAACCCAGCUCGAUACCGCCCUUUCGAUUGUCGUCUCAGCCAAAGCGGCCGAGGGCGAGCCCGAAGUCAUUGACCUCCCAGUCCAAGACAAUAUUGCGACAGAACCAAUUGUCUUUCACGCGGCCGAUCCAUCCAAAGUCAAAUUGUACUUUGACCUCAUUCCAACUUACGCCGGCUCUCACGAACGCGUCGUUGGGCGUGCUGUCGCUUUGCUAUCAAGUGUCAAGUCGAGCGUCGGAACGAAGAGGAUGUCGUUACAAGGCGAUGUGACCGUCCCCAUUGUUGCGGCGAGCGAUCUUGAGGUUAUUGGCUCUGUCACCUUUAAUUUCCUCGUCAUUACCCCCUUCAACCAUCCCAAUAUGUCGGUAACGGAACAUCAAACCUACUGGAGAAGCAUGGCGUCGACCAUGGUCAUUGGGCAUCGUGGCCUGGGCAAGAAUUUUGCCGCCGGUCGACGAUCUCUUCAGCUAGGCGAGAACACCAUUCAAUCCUUCAUCGCCGCGGCAAACCUGGGCGCCUCGUACGUCGAAUUUGAUGUGCAACUCACGAAAGACCACGUACCUGUCAUCUAUCAUGAUUUCCUCGUCAGUGAGACGGGCAUCGACGCACCCGUGCAUACUCUCACACUUGAACAAUUCCUCCACGUGAACGACAUGCGAACACCCCGCCAUUCCAGACCGGCGUCACCUGUACCAUUUGAAAAGCCGAAAUCAGCCAGUGUGAAGAACGUCGAUCGGGAUUUACGAGCAUCCAGACUGAGAUCCAUGUCUGUGAGCGGAGCCACCAGCAACGAGUCUCUCGAGAUGGACGAGCGGAUGAAACAUACCCGCGACUUCAAGAAGAAAGGCUUUAAGGGCAACACUCGAGGCAAUCAUAUCCAAGCGCCCUUUGCCACUCUCGAGGAAAUGUUCAAAAAAAUUCCACAAGAUGUGGGUUUCAAUAUUGAGAUGAAAUAUCCAAUGCUAUUCGAAAGUGAAGACGAAGACAUGGACACAUACGCCGUGGAACUAAACUCGUUUGUUGAUACGGUCCUUACCAAAGUAUAUGACUUGGGCAAGGGAAGGAACAUCAUCUUCUCGAGUUUCAACCCGGACAUCUGUCUUCUGCUGUCGUUUAAGCAGCCCAGCAUCCCUGUCCUAUUCCUGACAGAUUCCGGGACGAGUCCUGCGGGUGAUAUCCGCGCCACUUCACUACAAGAAGCUAUCCGCUUCGCGAGUCGCUGGAAUUUGCUUGGGGUAGUAAGCGCUGCCGAACCUCUGGUCGCGGCGCCUAGACUGGUCAAAGUGGUGAAGGAAAGCGGGCUUGUGUGUGUGAGCUACGGGACACUGAACAAUGACAGUGCCAUGGUGAGGAGACAAGUGAGGCAGGGGAUCGAUGCGGUUAUUGUGGAUAAUGUGCUUGCUAUUAGGAGAGGCCUGACGGAGGAUGUGGCGAAGAUCAGUGGUACAAGUACUCCUAAUGCCGGGGUCAAAAUAACAGGGGAGCAAAAUGGGACCGGCGAAGGUGAUCUGAAGAAGUUGCUAAAUGGGGUGGAGGGUUUGAAGAUGCACAACGCUGCUCAGGCGGCAAAGAAGGUCGAACAGAAGCCAACUGAUGGACAGAGUGGUAACCGCGAGGCGAACGGGCGUGUCAAUGGAGGAAGGACAGCAUGA